CAUAUAGAAUCGUAUUUCGUUGAACGCACAGUUUCGCUCGUUUAUAGUAUUAAUACACCAUUUUUACAAAACAAAAAAUGUCGCAAAUAACUCAAACGGGCAUAGUGGAGACGUUAAAAGACGGGACGUUUUUAAUUACCGGAAGUACAGGGUUUCUGGGCAAAACGCUCAUAGAAAAAUUGCUCAGAUCGUGUUCCGUGAAAAACAUCGCAGUUAUCGUGAGAAGUAAGAAAGGAUUGACCGCCAACCACAGAAUUGCAAAUAUGUUCGAACAAACGGUAAGUAAAUACUACCAAAACUUACCUGUAAUUUUGUAUUGAUAACUAUACAAAUUGAAAUUAUUAAAUUUCAAUAUUAUAUUAUGUUAAAUAUUAUUAUUGUAAAUAUUUGCCUCCUAUCAUUUUUUAAAUUUUAAUUCGUAGAAGAGGUAGAUACGUUUUUAAUAUGAAAUAAAUACUGUACCCUACAGUGGUAUGGUGAACACAACAUUUUCGAGAGGGAAACUCGAGAGAGGACCACCCACCCCCAUCUUACGCAACAGCUAAAACAAAUUUCGCACCUUGAAUUUUUUUUUAAGACAAGACCAUAGCCGAAUAUAAGGUGCUUGAAGCUUUCCUCUUUUCCGAAUCUGGCCUCCGAAUAGCCCCUGAAAACUGUAUAAAAUAUUCACGUACGACCCACUGCCUCAGCCAAAAACGGUCUAUCGACCCCCAAAAUCGCGCGUGUGUGGUUGAGACCGUCUACUGAGCAGUGAUAGUGGACACAUAAUUAAUUAUCAUUGUUGUUAUUACUUAUCAGUAAUAUUUUAGUUUAUAAUAAUUGGUCGAUUAUUGUGUCGAAUAUAAAUUAAACAUUUGCCUUUCAUAACUUUCGAAAAUCUCAAAAACUGCAGCCUCUCAAAUAAGCCAUGUCACUUAGUUUGCACCUAUCGGUGAAAACAGUUGUGUAAUUUUUCCUCGUAAAAUAUUAUUGAAGAUUUCAAUAAAAUAACGAAAUUAAAAACCGACAUGAAAAAAAAGUUAUGAUUUUCUCCAAUGUUAUAGUUAAUCACACAAAUUAUACGCCCCUAUUAUUGAUACUUUUAGAAAGAAAUGUAUUCUUUUUAAAUGCAAACGCGUAGCAUUACCCUGCAGUAACCGUACCGCGGUAUAAGGUAAUUAUACGUAUUAUCAGUUUUCACUCGGGAUAAUCAUUAAACCACUAUUUCUAUAUCUGUGGAUGAAUACUGCACAUUAAUUGAUUUUUAAAUUUCCAAUUCAUAUCAAGUUAAACAAUUGUUUUAAAGAUUUCCCAGGAAAUAUUAGUACAGAAAGAUAAAUACAGUAUAUCGCACCCUUGGUACAAGUCUGCCACAUCUCAAAAUAUAUAGUUUUGAGAAAAUUUAAUUUUGAGUUGUAGUAGUCUUAUACCGAAGAUGCGAUAUGACAAAAUUAACAAUACCAAAUAGUAUUUCAUUGCGAAUUACUAUAUGAAUUGCGCAAUGGAUAGUGCGUGUAAUUCCCACACACUAUUACCCCUUGACACAUAAUUUAAGAAAACGCUCUAUUGUCAAAUAUAUAACAUACAACGUUACACAUCAAUUUACUUUUUUUUAAAAGUUACAAGGACAACUAUUGAACGACACUAGGUAUUAUACACAAAAUAAUUAAAAAUAACUUAAUUUGUGACGAUAGUACAGUUUUUAAAUUUUGUUCAAAUGAUAAAACAAACAAGCUAAUUAUUUUAACUUAUUGUCAUAGAAUCUUAAAAAUCGCUGAUUUAUUAAAUAUUGAAGUGCGCAGCAGUGUCCCGUAUUACAUAAUAUUAUGUACCUGUAAUAUUAUAAAAUCGCAUAAAGUAUUUACAACUUGCAUGUAAAAUCACAUAAUGAAAACAAGGAUACUAAUCUAUUCAAUCGCAACGUGUUAAUCAUACUGGAAUACUGCCUAUUUUAACAUAGGUAAUGAAAUAUCGAAACCGAUACCAAAAAUUACCGAGAUUUCAUUACUUAUGUGGCUUGAUAGCUAUCUCCAGUAUGAAAUUAUUGCGCUGUCGAUUGUGUAUAUCAUGUAUAGGUACUAUAAAAUAAACAAUAUUAUAUUAUGUUCCUUAUAAAUAUAUUCUUGUGAUUUUGUUCGUAACGGCCGCAAAACAUGAUCCAUUCUUUAGAAUAUCAAAGAGAAAUAGUUUAAACUGGUACCUACUGGAUUCAUAAAAUAUCUAUAAUAAACGCAUUUACUUAGUGCCAUAGCCAUAUAUAAUAUUCAAGGUUAGGUCUCUGCGCACCUAUUUUAUUAUUUUAUUAUAACAUAUUCGAACUGUAGAUAAGUACUCGUUUCACAUGGUUCAAUACCUAUCUACAUUUAUAAAAAGUAUAGGUAUAAUAUAUUGGCCUAUAUAAUAACCUAUUUUGGCCUCUGAUAAAAAUCUGAAACUUCAUUAUAUACACGUCGAAAAAUAAUUCAAUUUAUGUUUACCUAAUUGUUUGUGUACAAUAUUAUAGUUUUUCGACCGACUGAGAAAAGAACUACCCGAAUACGCGAAAUAUAUAAAAGUCAUUGAUGGCGAUUUAGAAAAUCCAUCGAUCGGUUUGACGUCGAGUGACCAUGAUUGGUUGAUUGAAAACGUGAAUUUUAUAUUUCAUUGUGCCGCCACAGUUAAAUUCAACGAACCACUCGAGAUAGCGGCUAAAAUUAACGUAUACGGAACCGAAAAUAUGCUGUCGCUGGCUAAGGAAAUGAAGAAUCUCAAGGUUAAGCAAUAAAAUAUACCUGUAUUUGCAACUAAAUAUGUUGAUUCAUUUUUCAUCAAUUGGUGAUCAUCUUUGAAGAUUUUAAGCGAAUUUGAUUUUUUUUUUUUUGUUUUUCUACUAACGUUUUAAACUUCAAUAUCUUAUUGAUGACAAAUCCAAUGGCGUAUACAGAUAUUUUCAAUAGGCUGGGAGGGGGAGAGGUUACAUUAAAAAAUGAUAUCAAAUUAUGAAUUAAUUGUAUCACAAACUAUUGAUAUUUCUUCUUAUGGUGUUCGAAUAGAAAGUAUGGGACUUUUUUUAUUAUUAUAUUUGUCAAAAAAUAUUCGUUUAUUCUUUUCAUUUUUACUAUUUUAGAAAAUUUAACAGUACAAUUAUUAUAAAAUGCUUAACGUACAACGAAUUUGAACAUCAAACGAUAUAAUAUUAUAGCUGUCCAAAUCAAAUAGUUUGAUAAUUGAAAAGUACAGAUUUAGAUAUAGGCAUAAUAUAAGUGUUAGGUACUAAAAAUCGAUAUGGUGAUAUAAUACACAUCUAUAAUAAUAUUUGUCAAUUGUAAACCCUCACGUUUGUGUUUGAACUAAUUUCCAACUAACUCAACUAUAAAAUAUAUACCAUGAAAAAAAUGUUUGACAAUUUUUAAAUAUUAUUAAUUUUUAAGUUCUACAUAUUUUUACGUAUAGUGAAAAAAAUACUAAGGGGGGUUUGAACACCCAAAACGCCUCCCCCAUCGUGUGUACGCCACUUGGGAAAUCAGAUAUUAGUGUAACGCAUAUCAACACGUUUAGACAAGUAAUCGAAUUUCUGUUCAAAAGUGGCGGAGGGUUACUAUUUGAAAGUCAAAAGAUAUACAUCACCUAAGGUAUAAGAAGUAGGGGUAAAAACUAAACAUGGUGGUAAAAUAAAUCUUAAACAAUUCGAUAAAAAAAAAAAAAAAAAAAAAAAAAACGAGAAAUAAAAUUCGCUUAAAAUCCUUCGAGAAAAUCGUUGGUUCGUGAUGAUGAACAUAAUAUUUGUUAAAAAUUUAAUGUACAACUGUGUAAUAAUAUUGCAGGGUUUUGUUCACGUUUCCACCGCAUAUUCGCAUUGUCCGAGAAACGAAAUAAAAGAACAAAAUUAUCCCGCUGCAAUAACUCCGGAAAAUCUAAAAAAUAUGUUCGAUCUCAAAGAAGAAUUACCACAAAAGUAUAUUUAAUUUUUAUGUAUGCACUUAUAGAUACUUAUCUAUAGCAUGUAUCUUUCUUUCUCUUGCUCUUGCUCCAGAUGCUCCAGCCAAAAUAGGUUUCUUUACGUAAAAAAUAUUUUGUAUUAGGCUUAUUGAGGAGAUCAAUUGCUUUUUCUAUCUUUCCAUAUCAUUUCUAAUCACGAAGACAAUUUUGUUGUAUUUCAGUAAGAUGAAAAAUAAUCUUUUAGAGUUUUACCGAUUACGUAUAAUCAUUUUUUAAACGUAUCAUAUUUUUUCUCUAUUUCAUUAUUUAUAGCUAUAUAGGUACUUACUUACUUGAACUUUUAGUAGUUUUAUGGUACCCGAAAGCAAUUUUUUCGUUCGGCCGACAAAAAAGUGUUUUUUUCAUUCUAGCGUUACACGCCUUAUAAACAUACCAACUUUCAAAAUCUUUAUAUUAAAUUUUAAGCUGAUAGAUUCGCGCAUAGAAUCUUUAACAAAAUCAUGAUUCCAAUGUUGAAUUUCCGUUGUGUAAUUCAAUUGUAAAAACAUGGUAUACUAUCGAUUAUAUUUUUAAAUUCAUGUGCCUACAGAAUAUUAGGAGAUUGGCCCAACACUUAUUGUUUUACAAAAGCAAUUGCCGAGAAUGUAAUAUUCAAAAGCGGAAAUCAUUUACCGAUAUCAGUGUUCCGACCGUCGAUCAGUAAGUUUUAAACAUUACUUUUUUUAUAAUAAAAUAUAGUGUCUAACGUAAUUUAAAAUAUUACGAGUAUAAUCGUAAAAGAAAUUUAAAUUAUAAUAAUUCGUAUAAUACCAAUAGCAUUAUUCAUUUGCCUACCAUAAUAAUAUACAAAUUAACAAAUACAUAAGUACUUAUAUAUUGUGAUACAUACAUUUGUGUACCUAUAUUAUUAAUGUAAAUGAGUAUUAACGAGUAUAGGUAUAGUUAUCACUUAUCACUUAUGAGUAGGACGUGGAUUUUUAUGUAAAUACAUUAUUUUAUUAAAUACAGAUUUCUUAAUCGUGAUUAAAAAUAAACACGUUUCAUAACGUAAAUAAAUUACGACUUUUAGAUCCGGAGCGUACCUAUAGCGGACCUAUUCAAAUAGAUACAAUAAAACGAUCGUUAAACUGUUUUUUUUUUUUUUGUUGUUGUUGUAUGUAAAUAACUUUUCGAAAAGAAAUAUUAGUAUAGUACUUUUUCUAAAAGAAAAUGUUAUUUAGUUAGUGCAUUAGACAGGUCAAUUUUUUGAUUUUCCAAUGGGUUUUAAAAAUAAUUGGAAAAAACCUGAUAUAAAAUUGUAGGUGAAACGGCAAAUAUUUACAGCUUGCCGCGGCGUUACCGAUUUCAUUGUAUUUAAUUGUUGCAAUUUGUAAGUUUUCUACCAGAAUUAUUGCUCCAAUCGAAAAAUGAAAUGAGAUCGAUAUUAUUCCUUUUAACAUAUUAUAGCCACUGGAAAAAAAGCCUUUUUUUUGAUAUCAAAAGAAUUUUUUAUAAUACUCACUCCCUCUUCCUAGUAGCUGCCCAAAUUACAUACUACGGAAAUAACCACCCCUUACAUAAAAUACUUCGUGAUUUAAAUAGCCUUAAUUUUUGAUUUCAACCAUAAGUAAUUCAAUGUACGACUAGUGGUGAUGGUUUUAUAUUUAAUUUAAGUUUUAUUAAUAAUUGAGCAAAACCGAAAGAAAAAACGUAAAGAUGGAAAGAAUUUACAAAAAUAAUUAUUUUAUUUUAUCAGAUUUUUUUUUUUUGUAAUAAUUCAGUUAAAAAUAUCCGAAGAGACUAGAAAUUCCGACAGAAAACAUAUAUUUGCUUUUUCUAGACGUAUUAAAUCAUUUGAGCCAUUUUUAAAGCUAUUUAUAAACAUUUUAAUUUGUUGAGUUUUUAUGUAAUUUUUAUUUGGUAGGUUACUCUUUGUAUAAAACUAUUAAACCAAACAGAAAUGCUUGAAAUUUUGACAGAAAAUUCAUUAUAAGUGGUACUUAGUGGUCAAAAAAAAAAUUAAUUGUAAUGUAAUAUUUUUUUUGUUUUUUAUAAGUUUUAAAAUCAAAUUUAAUUGAAAAUCGUAAAUAUUACGGCCUUUGAAAACAUGUACAACCGAACUUCGCCCCGAAUGUUUUUUCAUUAGCAAUGGUUUGUCGUUGGUUACAGGAAUCAAUUAAAUAACUUUAUGCAUCCCACUGAAUUUUUAUACCACCUAUAUAUUAAAUCGUAUAAAAUAUUCCCCAUUUAACUAAGUCGACGUUGAACUUUCCUUCAGCCGCUACAAAUCAAUUAUGAGAGUAUAAGACCUAACCGCCAUACAUUUAAAUUUGAAAAUCUCUAAACACACGUUGUUUCCAAGAAGAUAAAGAUAAAAAAAUAAAAUAAAAAUAGUUAAACCUAAUUCCAAUUUAAUUCAAUCUAAUAAACCUAUAUGUACAACACUUUGCUUAUAUAUAUGAUUAAAAUUUAAAAUACAAAUAUAUAAGUUAAAUAUUUCAUGUUUUUAUUACAUAGGUAUUUUGGCAAAAAUAACAACAUAAAUAUUUAUAUAUUUUGACUUUUUUUUAUUUCAUAAAAAUCUGUGCCCUUAUUAUGAAUUGAAAGUAAAAAAAAAAAAAAUACAAUCGUUAUCUACUAUUAUAAUACCUAUGUUAUUAAAGUCGGAUGCACGAAAUCGGAACCGUGUCCGGGAUGGUUGGAUAAUAUGAACGGACCGUCCGGUAUAGCAACUGGAGUUAUAGUGGGAUUCAUACGGACGAUUCCAUUGGAGGCGAACAAAGUCACCGAUAUGGUCCCGGUGGAUUACACAGUUAACGCGAUGAUUAGUGUUAUGUGGAAUACAGUUCACAGGUAUUGUUAUAAGAAAAUUGAAAUUCUGUGUGUACUUACCUAUGAUGUCCGCUGCACAAAGCUAAAUUCAUUCCGAUCUUGAGGAAACUGCGCACUUAACAUUCGAAACAAUUAUUGGUUGGUCGAUGUCUACAUUUAUCUCAAAAUUUAACGUCUAAAGGAUGGCUGGCUUUGAUAUUUUAAUAUCAGAAAGGAAAAACAGUUAUUUUUUAUUUAAUGCAGUUGUCACAUACAAAGAAAUACUACUCAACUUUAUUAAAAUAUAUAAAUUACAUGGCACCAACAAUUAACCGCGAUAGAAAUAAUGGUGGACACGGGUAGACGAGUUAAAUUUAAUUUCUUUUAUCCAUUUCUAUUUUUGAAAGGAUUAAGCCUGAGAAAUACCGAUCAAUUCAGAUAGUACAUAGUUAAAUCUAUACCUUUAAACCCUCUAGCUUUGACAAUUUCCAAUUUCAUAAUAAAAUCAAUCAAUUUACAACCAUUUUCAUUAAUUAUAAUAAUAUGCUUUUCAAUAGUGGCGAGCGCAGAGGAAGGAGGUUAUAGCUUAUGUCCCCUCCCCUCUCAAUUGGCUUAAAAAUAUAACAACUAUGAGUAACUACUUACAUAUUUAUUUAGUAAUUUUAUAUUUCAACCUAAGUAAAAGGAAAAGCUUCUUAUGUGUAUGACAAAAGGCGACUUUAAGAUUUAUACUUAUUCAUAAUUGUUAUUAAUAUUAUUAUUAUUAUUUACUACAACCUAUCACAUUAAAAAUUCAUCAGUAAAUUACUGAUUUAAAACACUUCUUUUCUAAAUUUUUUUUUUAUUAAUUUCUGUGAUUUUGUUUUUUGGACAAUAGGUAUCCUACCUAUUAGACGAAAGUCAACGGAAUAAUUUAUUUAUUUUUUAGCCUAACGUUUUACAUCUUACAUUAAAAUAAUUUUCAGAUAUCAAGGCACUUAUGAAACGAACAAAGAACCCAAAAUAUAUAAUUAUGUAUCUAGCGUUGAGAGUCCAUUGACGUGGGGUAAAUAUAUCAAAGAAAUGCAAGUAUAUUAUCAAAAUGCUCCACCGUUCCGAUCGAUGUGGUAUAGAUUCAAUGUUUUCUAUACCAAUAUUUGGAUCGGUAUGAUUUUGAGGUUUUUAUUACACCGGAUACCCGCUGCGUUUAUGGAUUUAUUAUUAUUAGUACGUGGAAAGAAAACAAAGUAAGUGGUCUGUCAAUUGUUUAGAUUCUAUGUGAAGCGAGAAAUGUAACUUAACCUAUCAAAGUCUACUCAUCUAUCUAUUGGUUUACUAAAUAUGAUGAUAAAGUGUAGGUACUUUUUUUAUUCUGCUUGUAAACAAGUUUUCGAUUAAAUAAAAUUUUUCAAACCGUCAAUUCGGGGUUGAUAUAUGGUAGCAAAUUUUGGGUCUAGUUGGUGCAUUUGAGUUCAUUUUUGGAAAUUCCCUUUACUGUUCCUAAUAAUUGGAGAAAACCGAAAAAAAAAACAGGAAUAUUUAAUAUACAUUAUUUUUUGUUAAAAUCGAUAUUGUUUUUCGUUAUGUUCAUCAAACACUUAUAUUUGUUCAGACAAAAAAAAAAUAAAAUCAUUGUAAUAAUAAGUAAUAACACAAUAUAUUAAUAAUUUGACUUUCAUAGUAUCACGUGUACAUUUGUUUGUACACUACUAACUUGCUGCUCAUGUGUAUUUUUUAUAAAAAGAAAAAAAUAUCAAUUAUUAAAAUUAUUUUGUAUACUUUUGUACACUUCCUAGUCAGGCUUUUGAACACGAAGGUAAUGAAUUCAAGAAGAUCGGUAUACAUAAUAAUGUACAUGAAAGCAAAUAUAGUGAUUUAUGGCGUGCACACAAAAAUAUAUACAUGGCCCCAGGGCAAUGCAUGGAAAAAUUAACAAGCUAAUGACAACAUAUUUUUUUUUAUUUGUGUAGAUUACUAAAAAUGUAUUCAAAAAUAGAAUCCAUGAUGGAUUUAUUAUACUUUUUUACCACAAGGCAAUGGACAUUCGAUAAUAGUAAUACCAAAGAACUAUGGUUGUUGCUCAGUGAAGAAGACCGCAGUAUGUUUCAGUACAGUUUCGAUAAAUUUGAUUGGAAUUCUUACAUAGAGGAUAAUUUCUAUGGAAUUCGGAAACACAUUCUACACGAAGACAUUAGUAACAUAUCGGAAGCAAUAACGAAAAAUAGAAAGUAAUUUUGUUUUUCAAUAGCAAGCAAAAACCAAUAAUUAUUAUUUGAUUACAGUCAAUCAUAUUAUUUAAAACUUUGAAUUAUGUUUUACAGGUUAUUUUGGUUGCACCAGUUGUUUAUUGGUUUUAUUUUUUACAUUGUGAUUCAAAUAUUUUGGUGGCUUAAAUCAUUCAUUUUUUAUCAUAUUAGUAUCAUAUUUUAGUAGAUAAGUUAUUAUCACAACUUAUAAUUUGUCAUACAAAAAUAAAUUAUUAUAAUAUUAUAUUAAUAUUUUAUUCAAUUUUUACCUAUCUGUAAAUUUUUUUAUACAUUCUUUCUACAUAAAAUAUUGUAAUAUUAAUAGUGAUUAGUAAAAAAUGAACACCAAAUAGGUAUGUCUAAACACAUUCGAAAAAAACAUGUUUUAUCUCAAAUACGUAAAGAGACGUGGAUAAGGAAAUGAAGAUCACAAUGUAUAAUGAAAAAAUAUUGUUCAAAACAUUCUUUUGACGAAUAGAACAUAGAAAACCUACACUUAGUACAGUUAAAUUAUAAAUUAUUUCAUUUUUAUGGUGUACAAAUUAUAUAUUCAUGUACUGUUUUAUGAUUAUAAAUGUUUAAAAUAAAUAAUUAGUCAAUGAGUAUAAUAGUAUAAUAUUAUAUUUUUAAAUAUCAAGACUUUCCAAUAUUUAUUGUCAUUGUAAUUUUAGAAAAAAAAAAACAUUUAUUUUAUUUUAAAUAAAUCUCUCUACAAAAUCAAUAAAUAAUAAAUAGUUAAAUAGUAUGAAACAUCCAAUACUGGCAAAUCAAGUAAAGAUUUUCAUAAAUAAAAUAAUAUAAUAAUAAUUAACAUCAAUAAUAACAUAAAUAUAUAAAUAAUAUACCGGUAUAAAAAGAGAUUCAUGUUUACAAAUAAAAUUGUAUUUUGGAUAUGUAUGGUUGAUAAACACUAUAAUAUGUAAUUGAUACACAAGACAAGUUUAGACAUCACAAAUAUUUAAAAAAAGUUGAUUACACAGUUGUCAAUCAGAGCUAUUAAGCUGCAGAGAUUUACUUAUAACAUUGAUUAUCAAUAUUUAUACUUACAUUUUGGGCAAAUUGAGUUCUAGCCAAACAUAUUGAAAUUAAAAUAAAUUAAAUCAGUAAACAAAGCCUCAGUAAUUACAGUAGUACUGCUCAAUAAUAUUUAUUCAACAUUUAUAACAAUAAUAACUCAAAAUAUAAUAUUUUUACUGUAAAAUACUGAUAAAAAUUCACUAUUUAUUAUAUAAUGAUUUUUUUAAACUUUUAACUACACCGAUGAAGUAUAUUUAUGUACAUAUCAUUUGAGUUUGGAUAAUGAAGGUAAUUACAUUUUUUUUUCUAUUGGUCCAAUGUAAUAUAAUUUGGUAACUUUUUGGGGGUUUUCUUUACUUAUUAAUAUUUUAUUUUAUAAUAACUUAUUAUACAAAUAAAUAUUUUAAAAUUUAAUAUUUAACUUUUUUUUAACUAUUAAAUCAUGAUGUCAGCAGAAAUGGAUCAAAACAGUUUUAUUUCUUAAUGUUAUAUUUAAAUUUGUAAAAUUAGAGUGAAAAAAUGAGGUUCUUAAAUAAUUGGAAAUAUUUUUGUAAUGUUUAGUACAACCUCUAUCAUAUUAUAAAAUAAGUUUGAUCAUGGUUUAUAAAAGAAAUAAAAUAUUUAAUACUUUAUUUUUUAUCAAGGCUCAAUUUACUGAAUCGAUAUUGAUAUUUUAAUAUUUAAACUAUUACAUUACAAACAAUUAACAUAUAGCCAUGGCGAUAUCUUGUUUUCAAGAAUUCAAAAAAUAAUAAAACGUCUAAAUGUCAGUAUAAUAUAAAGAUUACACAUAGAUUGUCAAAUAGGUAUAUCAAGUAAAUUUGAAAAUUCAAAACAUUCUAUACUUUUCACAGACAAAAUGUGAAAGGAAAUAUGUAUGCUGUCAUAUAAACUAAUCUUGGGAGGAAAAUAUUCAAUUAAUCACAAUAAUGAAAAUUAUUAAACUAGAAAAUUGAAUAUUAAUAAAAACUUCGAAAAAAAAAAAUCUUAUAAGAUCCAAAAAAUGUCAUAGAGUAUGUGGAUAUUGUCAUAUAAUUAAUGAUUACAUUUUUAUAAAAAUAUAUACUUUGUCUAAUAUAAAUACAAAUGAGCAAUAACAAUAAACACACCUAGACUUUCUUAAGUACUUUAGGUAUAGUGUUUUUGAUAAUAAACAAGUAAAUUGUUAAAUGAUUGUUUACCUAUAGACAUACGAAUGGCAGCGGCCGAUUUUAAUAAGGUGUUUGACGUAAAACUUUCUGGUAACUUUGUUAAAUAUUGAGCGCAAGUUAUUGAAUCCAUUUGCAUUAAUUGAGAUUCAUUACUGCGCAAAAUCCCUAAA
Cinara cedri is the source of this 11250-nucleotide messenger RNA. Lineage: Eukaryota; Metazoa; Arthropoda; Insecta; Hemiptera; Aphididae. The record is from the annotation of a GenBank genome assembly.